AAACCCUUCCCGCGUAGCUGUUGCAUGAAGCCUCGCUGGCGCCUGGGCCUGUUGGCCUGCGGCCUGGUGCUGCGCCCCAGCCUUUGGACCCGUGCCAUGGCGACCGCGGGUGACCGGGCGCCCAAGCGUCGGAAGGGCACGUUUGCUUCGGGCCAGACGCAGCAGUUUGCAGAGGUGGCCGGCGCGCUGGAAGCCUACUUUGAUGGGCUGCAUCGCUGCGAUGUGGAGCGGCUGAAGGAGGUCUGGCAUCCGGAAGGCCACCUCUAUGGCAUCGCGCCCAGUGGAGAUGUGGUGGACCGGAACGCAGAGACCUUCUUCGAUGGCGUGGCCAAGCGAAAGACUUCCGAGGAGUUGGAGGAGCAUGACAGGAUCAUCAGGCUGGACUUCGCCUCGCCCCGCUGCUGCGCUGCCAAGGUGCAGAUCGCGCUGCCCGCAGCGCCCACGUCGCCCACGCCAAGCCUCACGGAGGUGUUGUACACCGAUUUCCUCAUUUUGCUUCGCUUGAAAGGCCGGUGGCAGAUCAUUAGCAAAGUCUUCUCGGCUGUCCCUCUGUCGCAGCUCUGGUACACGGAGCCUUACGACACCUUAGCCUUCGCGGCCAGCGACCCGGUGAGGGGUGUCUUGGAAUACUUUCGUGGCGGUCACCUUUCGAGGCCUGACAUCUUGAGUCAGAACUUCCACGAGGUGGCGCGUCUCUGCUUCUCCAAUGCAGAGGAAGAGCUGGUCUGCUGGUCCAGGAGCGACUUCGCAGAGGUGCUGCGACAGCAACCGGUGACGGCCGCGGAAUCGGAGGCGCUGCGCUUCGACAAGAUCUUGGGCGUGGACAAGGCAGGCCCUGACGUGGCGUUGAUCAAAUUGCAGAUCGGGUAUCCACCUCUUUUGUACACCGACUUCUUGUCCAUGCUGCGGUUGCAUGGCCAUUGGUGGAUCAUUGCCAAGAGCAGCGACAGUGAAAGCUUCGAGUGAAAAA
Cladocopium goreaui is the source of this 970-nucleotide messenger RNA. The record is from the annotation of a GenBank genome assembly. NCBI's taxonomy places the organism in Eukaryota, Dinophyceae, Suessiales, Symbiodiniaceae.